AUGGACGUCGGCAAAGCUGAGCCUCUCUACGAAGUGAGGACUCCGGAAACCGAAGUAUACGACGACCUUCCUACCGAAGAAGACCUUAAGACUCUUCGUCGUGUAUCGGGAAAGAUUAAUUGGGCUGCUUAUACAGUUGCAUUCGCAGAGCUGGCCGAGCGAUUCUCAUACUACGGAAGUUCUAUCUUAUACACCAACUUCGUACAAUGGCCACUUCCUGAGGGAUCUCGAACUGGUGCUGGUGGUCUCAACGGUCAGCCCGGUGCAUUGGGCAUGGGUCAAAGUGCUGCACAGGGUAUCUCCCUGUUCAACCAAUUCUUCGCCUACUUCAUGCCAUUGAUUGGUGGUUAUGUUGCCGACGCUCACCUUGGACGUUACAAGACGAUCCACAUUGCCAUCGUUAUUGGUAUCGUGGCUCACAUUAUCCUCGUCGCUGCCUCUGCGCCCGAUGUCAUCAUUCACAAGACGAGUGCGACGGCCGCUUUCAUCAUUGGUCUUUUGACCUUGUGUGUCGGUACUGGUUUCUUCAAGGCCAACAUUUCUCCUCUGCUUGCAGAACAGAAUACUGACCGCCGCAUGCGUGUCGAGACGCUCCCAACGGGCGAGAGAGUGUUGGUUGACCCUUCUGUGACCAAUUCCAGAAUUUUCUUGGUGAAUCGUUCAACUAACUUGAACUCGUACUUUUAUUUUGCUGUCAACAUCGGCUCGUUGACUGGUCAGAUCUCCAUGGUAUACGUCGAGAAAUUCGUUGGCUUUUGGCUCGCAUUCCUCCUGCCAACUGUCUUGUUCGUCGCUGCUCCAGUAGUUUUGUUCUUCAAUCGCAAGAACUACAUUUUGAGCCCACCUACUGGCUCUAUUCUGUCCAAAUUCUUCCACAUGCUCAAAUUCUCCUGGAAGAACAAGCAAGGCUCAUUCAAGUGGGACGUUGCAAAGCCUUCGAACGUCCCCGCAGAGCAGCGCCCUGUCUGGAUGACAUAUGAUGAUGCCUGGGUAGACGAAGUCAAGCGCGGUCUCAGUGCUUGCAAGGUCUUCCUUUUCCUGCCUCUCUUCUUCUUAGCGUACAACCAAAUGACAGGCAACCUGACUUCCCAGGCCGCUGUAUUGCAACUUGGAGGCGUACCCAACGAUAUCAUCCAAAAUCUUAACCCUAUUUCGAUUGUCAUCAUGAUCCCCAUCCUCGACCACGUCAUCUACCCGGGAUUCCGCAAGAUAGGCUUUGCAUUUACCCCCAUCAAGAGAAUGACAGUCGGAUUCUUCUUCGCUGCCGCAUCGAUGGUCGCUGCUGCCGUCAUGCAACACUACAUCUACGUCAAGUCCCCUUGUGGUAAAUCGGCUAGUGAUCCAGAUUGCAUCAAAGAAUUUGGAAAGGCCGAUAUUAGUGUCUGGGCUCAGGUUCUUCCCUACAUCUUCAUCGGCAUCGCAGAGAUUUUCACAAACGUAACCUCCCUGGAAUACGCAUACGCCAAGGCACCCGCCAAUAUGAAGUCCAUGGUCAUGUCUAUCAACCUCUUCAUGAGUGCCUUCGCCUCUGCUAUCGGACAGGCGUUCACUCCGCUUUCUGAGGAUCCUCUUCUUGUCUGGAACUAUACCAUCAUCACUAUCCUUGCUUUCCUUGGUGGUGUAGGAUUCUGGUUCUGCUUCCGUGACCUGGACGCAAAUGAAGACAAGCUGAACAUGCUGGAAAGGAGUAACAUGCAAGGCAAAAACACUGUCGUCGAGCCGAAGGACACUGAAGCACAAGUUCAGCACGUUCACGAGCAGAAAAACUGA
This is a messenger RNA of Aureobasidium pullulans EXF-150, 1770 nucleotides long. RefSeq names its product PTR2-domain-containing protein. Gene Ontology annotation, biological process: transmembrane transport. The transcript is spliced from 11 exons. The record is from RefSeq and is a predicted model, not a curated record. The coding region runs from base 1 to 1770 and encodes 589 amino acids. Gene Ontology annotation, molecular function: dipeptide transmembrane transporter activity. Gene Ontology annotation, cellular component: membrane. Lineage: Eukaryota; Fungi; Ascomycota; Dothideomycetes; Dothideales; Saccotheciaceae.